UACGAAACCGAAGAGAAGAAACACGAGAGAGAAUGAGUGCCAAAAUUGAAAGAGAGAGAGAGAGAGAGAGAGAGAGAGAGAGAGAGAGAGAGAGAGUGAAGAAAAUUGAAUUUGCGAUCGCCGAAGUCUGAUCCAUAUCGUUGGAAGUUAAGUUAAGAGAAUAAUUGAAACUGAAAGUAAAAUGCAAAACCUCUGCUCCCAUUCUUAUCACAACCAUCGCUUCCAGUUCCAGUUCCAAUUCCAGUUCCAGUUACAGGGUGAGCAGUGCUUGGAGGAAAUCGGAAACAAGAGAGCAGAGUAUUCAGAAAGCAGCAGACAGUAGCGUUUGUGGGCUGUGCGAGUCAUUAAUGGCGUCUGCUAGCCUUGGAAAUGGUGGGGUUGGCAGUUCCAGGUCUGUUAGUAGUGGCUUCAGGGGUUCAUCUAGUUCUGUGGAUUGGCUUGGGAGAGAGAUGCUUGAGAUGUCCUUGAGGGACAAGGUCGACCAUGAUGACGACAGAGAUAGCGAGCCUGAUAUCAUUGAUGGUGUGGGUGCUGAAACAGGACAUGUGAUAAGAACCAGCAUUGGUGGCCGAAAUGGUCAAUCUAAGCAGAAUAUUAGUUAUAUAGCGGAACACGUGGUUGGAACGGGCUCUUUCGGUGUUGUUUUUCAAGCAAAAUGUAGAGAAACAGGAGAGAUUGUAGCCAUCAAGAAGGUUCUCCAGGACAAGCGCUACAAGAAUAGAGAGUUACAAAUUAUGCAAAUGCUGGAUCAUCCAAAUAUUGUUGCCCUUAGACAUUGUUUCUUUUCAACCACCGACAAAGAAGAAGUUUACUUGAAUCUUGUGCUUGAAUAUGUUCCUGAAACUGUGAAUCGUAGUGCAAGGAACUAUAGCAGGAUCAACCAGCGAAUGCCUUUAAUAUACGUGAAGCUUUAUACCUACCAGAUUUGCAGAGCCCUUGCUUAUAUCCAUAAUUGCAUUGGUAUAUGUCAUCGUGACAUCAAACCUCAGAACCUGCUUGUGAACCCACACACUCAUCAGCUGAAACUAUGCGAUUUUGGGAGUGCAAAAGUGUUGGUGAAAGGAGAACCUAAUGUUUCUUACAUCUGUUCAAGAUACUAUCGUGCCCCAGAACUUAUAUUUGGUGCCACUGAAUACACAACUGCCAUAGAUAUAUGGUCAACUGGUUGUGUAAUGGCUGAAUUACUUCUUGGACAGCCCUUGUUUCCUGGAGAGAGUGGAGUUGAUCAACUAGUUGAAAUAAUCAAGGUCUUGGGAACUCCAACCAGGGAGGAGAUAAAGUGCAUGAACCCAAAUUAUACAGAAUUUAAGUUUCCGCAGAUAAAACCUCAUCCAUGGCACAAGGUCUUUCAGAAACGUUUACCCCCAGAAGCAGUGGACCUUGUCUGUAGGUUCUUUCAGUACUCUCCCAAUUUGCGAUGCACUGCUUUGGAAGCUUGCAUUCAUCCCUUCUUUGAUGAAUUGAGGGACCCAAACACCCGCCUUCCUAAUGGUCGCCCACUUCCUCCUCUGUUUAAUUUUAAACCUCAGGAACUUUCUGGUAUACCCCCUGACGUUAUCAAUCGACUUGUUCCAGAGCAUGCUCGUAAACAGAACUUAUUUAUGGCUUUGCACACCUAGCAAGUUUUAUUUUUUCCUCCCUUCACUUACUAGCAGGCUGUAAAUUAUCCGGUGCAUCUUGAGAAAGAAUGCCACAGAAAGAGUUCGUAGGAUUAUAUUAUAUAAUAUGAAAAGUUUCAAUAUUUUGAAUUUCA
This is a messenger RNA of Gastrolobium bilobum, 1753 nucleotides long. RefSeq names its product shaggy-related protein kinase kappa. Gene Ontology annotation, molecular function: ATP binding; protein serine/threonine kinase activity. The transcript is spliced from 13 exons. Gene Ontology annotation, cellular component: cytoplasm. Bases 348 to 1619 code for a protein of 423 amino acids. The record is from RefSeq and is a predicted model, not a curated record. Lineage: Eukaryota; Viridiplantae; Streptophyta; Magnoliopsida; Fabales; Fabaceae. Gene Ontology annotation, biological process: protein phosphorylation; signal transduction.